GCUGCUUAUGGCAAGAUCAUAAUGCCAUGUAGUGAUCCUAGAGUGUGGCCUAAAACUAAUGGGCCUCAAAUGCUGCCACCACACUAUGAGAAGAAAGUUGGUAGGCCUGGAAAGAAGAGAAAGAAGAACCCACUAGAGGAGGACAAUGGAACUAGGAUGAGCAGACAUGGCAUUAUUGGACACUGCAGUGUGUGCAAUCAACCAGGACACAACAAAAGAAAGUGCCCUGAACUAGGUAGAGGACAACCAACAGCAGCACAUGAGGCAGGAGCAGAACAAGAUCCAGCAGCAGAACAAUAUCCAGCAGCAGAAGAGGAAGCAGCAGAACAUGUGCAAACAACAGAACAUGUGCCAAUUCAGGUUGUGCUUCCAGAAACACAACAAAGAACUAAACUACCAGUCAAGAGAAGGCCCAGUUGCAAGAAAAAGGCAUGUCCACAAGUGGGCAGAAGUACAUCUAAUAUGAUAUCUUCUUCUAUGAAUUAUGAUCUUGCUUCAUCUACUAUGAUUGAGAUUUUACAGGACCAAGCUAUAGCUACUCAACAAUCUCAAACAGCAGUGCCAGCUCCUCUACCAGAAAGCCAGUUCAUUGCAAACUGCAGAGAUGCCCUGCCAGCUCCAAGAAGCCACACUACUGCUACACUAGGUUUGAAGAGAAGGAAGAAAGUGAAAAAAACUAAGGAGAACAAAGCCCCAACAACUCAGAAGUGAAGAGCUACAAAGAUGUUAUCGAAAGAAGCAGUGUAGGAUGUUUUUCUUUUGCUUAGGAAACAAGGUGGUUUGUAAUGAAACCUCAUGCUAAGAUGUGGCUUUGGGUUUCACACAAACCAUGGAAAUGUAAUACUUUUGUUGCACAACUUCAAGA
Messenger RNA from Triticum dicoccoides, 865 nucleotides. RefSeq lists its product as uncharacterized. The record is from RefSeq and is a predicted model, not a curated record. The transcript is spliced from 3 exons. NCBI's taxonomy places the organism in Eukaryota, Viridiplantae, Streptophyta, Magnoliopsida, Poales, Poaceae. The coding region runs from base 22 to 711 and encodes 229 amino acids. Gene Ontology annotation, molecular function: nucleic acid binding; zinc ion binding.